This is a messenger RNA of Pecten maximus, 1343 nucleotides long. RefSeq names its product tRNA (guanine-N(7)-)-methyltransferase-like. Gene Ontology annotation, molecular function: tRNA (guanine(46)-N7)-methyltransferase activity. Gene Ontology annotation, cellular component: tRNA methyltransferase complex. The record is from RefSeq and is a predicted model, not a curated record. Bases 181 to 1227 code for a protein of 348 amino acids. NCBI's taxonomy places the organism in Eukaryota, Metazoa, Mollusca, Bivalvia, Pectinida, Pectinidae. The transcript is spliced from 5 exons. Gene Ontology annotation, biological process: tRNA methylation; RNA (guanine-N7)-methylation.
UUUUUUCCAACUCAUCGCCCUCGAAGACACACGAGACCCUUAUACCACCACCGUGGGUAUUUAAGCUGGGCGCCAAUUUUCUAACAGGAGAGGAGAAAAUGUAGCGGCCAGACUGGGGUUCGAACCUUGGGCCUCCGAACACAAGCCGGAUGCUCUACCAAUUGAGCUACCUGGUCACCGAUGAUCGACCCAGUCCAGUCCCGUUACAUAAGUGAUCUAAAAAAAUGUGGGAGCUGCACAUUGAGUCCCCUUAGUCCGGACACCAUGGAUUGGUCAGAGUAUUACCCAGAGUUUUGUAAACCUCCUCCAAACAGCAAACAUGACGACAAAGAAGAUGAAAUGAGUGGAAAGGAGAGACUACCUAGAGUUGAGUUUGCUGAUAUAGGAUGUGGAUAUGGAGGCUUAUUGGUCCAGUUAUCUCCUAUAUUUCCUGAUUCCUUGAUGUUAGGAAUGGAGAUACGAGUGAAAGUGUCGGACUAUGUAAAGGACAGAAUCAAGGCCUUGAGGGAAAACAGUCCAGGAAAAUACCAGAAUGUUGCAUGCAUCCGAACAAAUGCUAUGAAAUUUUUACCAAACUUUUUCCAUAAGGGUCAGCUUUCUAAAAUGUUUUUUCUGUUUCCUGACCCACACUUCAAGAAAACCAAACAUAAAUGGAGGAUUAUAAGUGAGACACUUUUGGCGGAGUAUGCCUAUGUCCUGAGUAUUGGAGGUGUUGUGUAUACUCUUACUGUGUGUUUACAGGGUGUUGUGUAUACUCUGUGUGUUUACAGGGUGUUGUGUAUACUCUUACUGUGUGUUUACAGGGUGUUGUGUAUACUCUUACUGUGUGUUUACAGGGUGUUGUGUAUGCACUUACAUUUGUACUGUGUGUUUACAGGGUGUUGUGUAUACUCUUACUGUGUGUUUACAGGGUGUUGUGUAUACUCUCACUCAUGUCUUUACAGGGUGUUGUGUAUACUCUUACUGUGUGUUUACAGGGUGUUGUGUAUACUCUUACUGUGUGUUUACAGGGUGUUGUGUAUACUCUUACUGUGUGUUUACAGGGUGUUGUGUAUACUCUUACUGUGUGUUUACAGGGUGUUGUGUAUACUCUUACUGUGUGUUUACAGGGUGUUGUGUAUACUCUUACUGUGUGUUUACAGGGUGUUGUGUAUACUCUGUGUGUUUACAGGGUGUUGUGUAUACUCCUACUGUGUGUUUACAGGGUGUUGUGUAUACUCUCACUGAUGUGUUUACAGGGUGUUGUGUAUACUCUCACUGAUGUGUUUACAGGGUGUUGUGUAUACUCUGUGUAUUUACAGGGUGUUGUGUAUACUCUGUGUGUUUACAGGGUGUUGUGUAUA